AUGGCUGCAGGCGGAAGUGUGAAGUGCCUCAGCGAGGUCAACGCUGCACGCGAGGCAGCUGGGUUGCCCAGCUUCGGAGAUGCCUCAGCGGACAAACAAUUGAGUGAUCCAGGCUCUUCAGAGCUAGGCGCAGGCACCGAGUGGAGAAAACUCUGCGAAUAUUUGAUUCCA
Messenger RNA from Eimeria necatrix, 171 nucleotides. RefSeq names its product SAG family member. The record is from RefSeq and is a predicted model, not a curated record. NCBI's taxonomy places the organism in Eukaryota, Apicomplexa, Conoidasida, Eucoccidiorida, Eimeriidae. The annotation marks the transcript as partial. The transcript has a single exon.